Messenger RNA from Salarias fasciatus (jewelled blenny), 2062 nucleotides. It is a transcript of the gene htra1b, whose product is annotated as HtrA serine peptidase 1b. Gene Ontology annotation, cellular component: extracellular region. The coding region runs from base 93 to 1523 and encodes 476 amino acids. The transcript has 10 exons. Gene Ontology annotation, biological process: positive regulation of apoptotic process; programmed cell death; proteolysis. Gene Ontology annotation, molecular function: serine-type endopeptidase activity; protein binding. Lineage: Eukaryota; Metazoa; Chordata; Actinopteri; Blenniiformes; Blenniidae. The record is from RefSeq and is a predicted model, not a curated record.
UCUCUCAGCCCGCAGUCAAAUCUGUUAAAAUCAGAACUUUCCAGAGUGAGCUCUGAGUUCCUCCUGCACUCUCUGUCCAACUUUCCUCCACCAUGCGUCUCCAGCUGCUCCUGUGCCUAACGGUCCUGCUCGCCUCCUCCAGCCCGCGCGCAGAGGCGCGGAUAUCCAAGCGCUUCGCCAUCGGCUGCCCGGAGAGGUGCGACAAGUCGCAGUGCGCGCCGAUCCCCGCGGACUGCCUGUCCGGCGACGUGCUGGACCGCUGCGACUGCUGCCCCGUGUGCGCGUCCGGGGAGGGCGAGCCGUGCGGCGGCACCGGGGACCGCGACUGCGCCGAGGGCAUGGAGUGCGUGGUGACCGACGGCGUGGAGGUGUCCUCCACCGUCCGGCGCCGGGGCAAGACCGGCGUGUGCGUGUGCGCCAGCUCCGAGCCGGUGUGCGGCAGCGACGGCGUGUCCUACGCGAACGUCUGCGAGCUGAAGCGCGUGAGCAGCCGAGCGACCAAGCUGCAGCAGCCGCCGGUCAUCUUCAUCCAGAGAGGCGCGUGCGGGAAAGGCCAGCAGAAUCCCGACAGCCUCCGUUUCAAGUACAACUUCAUCGCAGACGUGGUGGAGAAAAUCGCUCCUGCUGUGGUUCAUAUUGAACUUUACCGAAAGAUGGUCUUCUCAAAGCGGGAGGUGGCGGUGGCGAGCGGCUCGGGCUUCGUGGUGUCCGAGGAUGGACUGAUCGUCACCAACGCUCACGUGGUGGCCAACAAGCACAGAGUGAAGGUGGAGCUGAAGAGCGGCGCUACGUUUGACGCAAAAAUCAAAGACGUGGACGAGAAGGCCGACAUCGCUCUGAUCAAGAUCGACACUCCGAUGAAGCUGCCGGUGCUGCUGCUCGGACAGUCCGCGGACCUGCGGCCCGGCGAGUUCGUGGUCGCCAUCGGCAGCCCGUUCUCCCUGCAGAACACCGUCACCACCGGCAUCGUCAGCACCACCCAGAGGGGGGGCAAGGAGCUGGGCCUGCGCAACUCGGACAUGGACUACAUUCAGACCGACGCCAUCAUCAACUACGGCAACUCAGGAGGGCCACUCGUGAAUCUGGACGGAGAGGUGAUCGGCAUCAAUACGCUGAAGGUCACAGCAGGAAUCUCCUUCGCCAUCCCGUCAGACAAAAUCCGACAGUUUCUGGCCGAGUCUCACGACAGACAGGCCAAAGGUAAAACAUCUCAGAAGAAGAAAUACAUCGGCGUCAGGAUGAUGAGUCUCACUCCGACGUUGGCCAAGGAGCUGAAGGAGAGGACGUCGGACUUCCCGGACGUCACCUCGGGAGCGUACGUCAUCGAAGUCAUCAGCCGGACCCCAGCUGAGGCCGCCGGGCUGAAGGAGAGUGACGUCAUCAUCAGCAUCAACGGCGAGCGAGUCACCUCGGCCAGCGACGUCAGCACCGCCAUAAAGCAGGACGAGACGCUGCGGACGGUGGUGAGACGAGGCAACGAGGACGUCAUCCUCACCAUCGUCCCCGACGAGAUCGAACCUUGAACCCUCAGCGCGAGCACCUUCAACCUGUCGACCAAUCCCGAGCUGGCUCUCAGAGUUUUUUCAACCAGUCAUGGACUCCUCAUUUAGAAAAACAACCAGUAGGGGGGAUAUGUGUGUGUGUGUGUGUGUGUGUGUGUGUGUGUGUGUGUGUGUGUGUGUGUGUGUGUGUGUGUGUGAGAGAGAGAGCGUGUGUGUGAGUGCAUUUUUAUGUGUGUGUGUGUGUGGGUGUGUGGGGCUACACCUGAAAGGUUUCUUUAGCAUUGGUCUCCUGUUUUAGAACGCACACCUUCAAGCUGGGAACUGAAGCUUCAACCUGUCAGAUUUUUCCUGUUAAUCUUCGUCAUCAUCAUCAUCAUCACUAUCAUCACAGACCGUUUAUUCUCGACUAACGCCACCUGUUGCUCCCCGGAGGUUCCUGCAGGUUAGCCUUCACUGUGUACUGUACGUUCUCAUGGAAUAUUUUGUAAUAGUACUGUUGUCUUGAUGUGUCUGACUUCAAUGUUUUUAAAACAGGGAAUAAAAUUAUUUUUAAAAAUGUC